AUGCAUUACCUUGCAACAGGCAUCAGUCUCCGAGCAUUGGCAAUCAGCUUCAAGCUUGGCUCAGCAACAGUUUCCAACAUUGUGGCCGAGUUCUGCCAAGAUAUAUGGGCUGCCCUAAAGGAGAAGUUCAUGGUUUUCCCUGAUACAGAGCAGCAAGCGAGUUCGUCAACCUCUGCUGAGGCCGUUUGCUCCACCUACUGCCAAUGCGAGAUUCGUUCGGUCAUCAUGUUCCUCACUUUGCGUCACGAAUCCACGGCCGAGAUCCAUCGUCAGCUUGUGGAAACUUAUGGACCUGAGGUAAUGUCACGUCAGCAUGUUUACAAGUGGGUUAGGUCGUUCAAAGAAGGUCGCACUGACACUCAUGACGAAGAAAGGAGUGGGAGGCCGUCUCUCGUUUCAGAAGAGCUUCUGCAACAAGUUGAUGAAAAAAUUUGCAGUGAUGGUCGUGUGACGAUUGACACCCUUCAUGAAAUGUUCCCCCACAUCUCACGAAGUCUCAUGGGUGAAAUUGUCUCAGAAAAACUUGAUUACAGGAAGCUGAGUGCAAAAUGGGUGCCAAAAAUGUUGACUCCAGAACAUCGCCAAAAUCGCAUUUUGGCUACACGUGAAUUUCUUCAGCGUUAUGAAAUCGAGGGUGAGGCGUUCCUUGAUUCUAUUGUGACUGGAGAUGAAACUUGGGUAUGUCACUAUAUUCCUGAGUCCAAAAGUGGUCAUCUGCCAGGACACUUAACUCUAGGAUACAGAGAUCAAGCAGGGCUCAGAGAAGAAGAUUAUGGUGCCCUGAUCUUUUUUGGCUGUGUUAACAGAACCUUAGAUGAUGAGCAGAUUAUACAAUGUGAGCAGGAUGCACUAGAAAGACAGGAUACUGUACAAGAAAACUUUCAUGUACGUGCUGAAAUUCCAGCUGGCAGCACUUGA
Polypterus senegalus (gray bichir) is the source of this 918-nucleotide messenger RNA. RefSeq names its product histone-lysine N-methyltransferase SETMAR-like. Gene Ontology annotation, molecular function: nucleic acid binding. The coding region runs from base 1 to 918 and encodes 305 amino acids. NCBI's taxonomy places the organism in Eukaryota, Metazoa, Chordata, Cladistia, Polypteriformes, Polypteridae. The transcript is spliced from 3 exons. The record is from RefSeq and is a predicted model, not a curated record.